This is a messenger RNA of Cottoperca gobio, 4877 nucleotides long. RefSeq names its product EMAP like 1 (gene eml1). Gene Ontology annotation, biological process: microtubule cytoskeleton organization. Gene Ontology annotation, molecular function: microtubule binding. The record is from RefSeq and is a predicted model, not a curated record. Lineage: Eukaryota; Metazoa; Chordata; Actinopteri; Perciformes; Bovichtidae. The coding region runs from base 548 to 3121 and encodes 857 amino acids. The transcript has 25 exons. Gene Ontology annotation, cellular component: mitotic spindle.
CACACACAGUAACUGCCUAUGCCAGAGCCUGCCUGCGCUCUCGGCUCAAGCCCUCUUAAAGCUGUUUUUCUGCUGGAGAUCAGCGAGCGCUAACGACACACAGCUGCCUCUGCUGAAGACAGAAGGACAAGAGGAGAACAGCACAGAGGGGAGGACGAGCACAGGAGGAAACAAAACCACCAGCAGCCUCCUAACUUUAACUGUGUCCCUCCGGCAGUCCGCUGCAGUCAUUCUUCAGCAGGGAGUGCUUUCUGCCGUAGUUCAGGACUUUUUUUGUGAGAGGGGGGUGGAAAAGAAGAGGGGUUGGAGUUCACAUGACAUAAUCGGAGUGAAUGGGUUGCCAUGGUGAUUCACCCAGGGAGCCUGACCCGUGCAGAGUGAAUGGAGGGAGCGCCUUGGACGCCAAGUGAACGAUAAACUAACGGAGGAGAGUCACCAGAGAGAGAGAGAGAGAGAGAGAGAGAGAGAGAGAGAGAGAGAGAGAGAGAGAGACCGAAGGAGUGGUGGAUAUCAGAGGGAGCCCAGAGGAGCGGAGCAGAGGUUGAGAAUGGAGGACGGGUUUUCCAGCUACAGCAGCUUGUAUGACACCUCAUCACUGCUACAGUUCUGCAACGAUGACAGUGCGUCAGCAGCCAGCAGUAUGGAGGUCACCGACCGCAUCGCCUCCUUGGAGCAGAGGGUCCAGAUGCAGGAGGACGAGAUUCAGCUGCUUAAAUCUGCUUUGGCCGACGUUGUGCGCCGGCUCAACGUGUCCGAGGAGCAGCAGGCGAUGGGCUCACGCAGAGGACCCACCAAAGACCCCACUUUGAUGAGAAAGUCUCCAUCAGCGAACAGCAAUGUUGGGAAGCAAGCCAGGCCAAUGAUUGCCACCCUGCCAUUACGGCCCACAGUAAACAACGGGACCAUCCUACCAAAGAAAGGCAGCGGCACUUUGCCCUCCCCAUCUGCAUCUGGAUCCAGGAAGGACACCAGCACAACAGCCAGCAAGAGUUUGUCCUCUCUGUCUCGCUCUACCAGAAUUCUCUACCUGCCCCUCAGCACUGUGAGGAGAGCCAACUCUAACGAACAUGUGGGAACGCUUUCGCGGAAAGAUUCGGGCGACUCCAAGGGAAACCGAACUCGCGCCGGAUCCACCGGCAGCAAUUCCAGCGGCAAAAAAAGUGACAGCAAACAGAGGGAUCCAGUGUUCAAUGCAGGGAUGCGACGUGUGACCCACUGCAAAGAGGAAGGUUAUGUGAAAAUGUUCUUGAAGGGUCGUCCCAUCACCAUGUACAUGCCCAAAGACCAGGUGGACAGCUACUGCCUGGAGGCCCGAGCCGACCUGCCCAGCAACAAGCUCAAACUGGACUGGGUUUAUGGUUACCGCGGUCGAGACUGUCGCUCCAACCUUUACCUGUUGCCCACUGGAGAAACGGUGUACUUCAUCGCCUCAGUGGUCGUCCUGUUCAACGUGGACGAGCAGCUGCAGAGACACUACACCGGACACACGGAUGACAUCAAAUGCCUGGCCGUCCACCCCGAUAAAAUCACCAUAGCAACUGGGCAGGUGGCGGGAACCUCUUCGGAUGGAAAACAGCUGGCUCCUCAUGUCCGUGUGUGGGACUCUGUCAGCCUCAACACACUCCAUGUUCUGGGCGCAGGCUUCUUUGACCGAGCCUUGGUCUGCCUGGCUUUUUCCAAGUCGAAUGGAGGAAAUACAUUGUGUGUCGUGGACGACUCCAAUGACCACGUCCUCUCCGUCUGGGACUGGCAGAGAGAGGACCGGUUGGCUGAAGUCAAGUGCUCCAACGAGUCGGUGUUUGCUGCAGACUUUCACCCGACAGACAGCAACAUCGUAGUGACCUGCGGCAAGUCCCAUCUCUAUUUCUGGAACCUGGAGAAGGGCACGCUGAUCAAGAAGCAAGGACUGUUUGAGAAACAGGAGAAGCCCAAAUUUGUGUUGUGUGUGACCUUUGCAGAAAAUGGAGACGCCAUCACAGGAGACUCAAGUGGGAACAUCCUGGUGUGGGGAAAAGGCACUAAUCGUAUCAGCCAAGUCAUCCAAGGAGCUCACGAGGGCAGCAUCUUCACUCUGUGCAUGCUGAGGAACGGCACGCUGGUGUCUGGAGGUAAAGACCGCAGGCUCAUCUCCUGGGACAGCAGCUACCAGCAAAUACAAACUGUGGAGGUGCCGGAGUUGUUUGGUCCCAUCCGGACCAUAGCGGAGGGCAGGGGGGAGACUGUGCUCAUCGGGACCACCAAGCACUUUGUUUUGCAAGGAAGUUUGGAUGGAGAAUUCAUACCCAUUACGCAGGGUCACACUGACGAGUUGUGGGGUCUGGCUGUUCACCCCACGAAGCCUCAGUUCCUUACCUGUGGCUAUGACCGGCAGGUCUGCCUGUGGGACUCAAGUUCCCAUCAGCUCAUCUGGACCAAGAGUAUGGAAGACGCUGCCCAAUCAGCAGGCUUCCACCCGUCUGGAGCUGUGGUUGCCAUAGGAACCCAGACUGGCAGGUGGCUGGUCCUGGACACGGACUCGAAGGACCUCGUCACGGUGCACACAGAUGGGAAUGAACAGCUGUCUGUUGUGUGCUACGGGCCAGAUGGUAACUUCAUGGCCGUCGGUUCCCACGACAAUUACAUCUAUAUCUACGCUGUGGCGGAAAAUGGGAGGAAGUACAGCCGAGUGGGAAAGUGCUCGGGUCACUCUAGUUUCAUCACCCAUCUGGACUGGUCCGUGGACUCUCAGUACCUGGUGUCCAAUUCAGGGGACUAUGAGAUACUGUACUGGAUCCCAUCAGUGUGUAAACAGGUGGUCAGUGUGGAGACCACCAGAGACAUCGAGUGGGCCACCCACACCUGCACUCUGGGCUUCAAGGUGUUCGGCUUGUGGCCCGACGGCUCAGAUGGCACCGACAUCAACGCUGUCUGCAGGUCCAGUGAUAAGAGCCUCCUGGUUACCGGAGACGACUUUGGGAAGGUCCACCUAUUCUCAUACCCCUGUUCGCAGUUCAGGGCUCCCAGCCAUGUUUACGGCGGACACAGCAGUCAUGUGACCAACGUGAACUUCCUGUAUGACAACGGCUACCUGGUGUCCACUGGAGGGAAAGACAUGAGCGUGAUGCAGUGGAGGAUAGUCUGAGGGAGCCGACAGAAACAGACACUGUUGGUUUCUUACAGCUGCUGAGGCCUUAAACUCAGCUUAUGCGAACUGAACUGCACUAAACUGAACCAAACCAAACUUAACUUAACUCAGAUGCUAAAACAAAAAGGUGGAUCUGCCUGAACUGAAGUGAAUUGACAGAAGAGGAACCCGAGGUUUCCUUCCUGAUCUGCUCUCAGAUCCCAAAUAAGAUGAAUGUUGGAGGUGUUAUGUGCGGUUUCUUGAAAUACAAAAAUCUUUCACCUUUUUCUCUAUUCACACUACAUGUAAAAGUAAAUCUCUCACGCACUGUAACCUACUCACCAAUGACAAAACAAAUCAAAAUUGAUCAAAUCCAACUAAACAGAACCAAAGGCUCUGACUUCCUGUCUGCAUCUGUGUAGUUUGACUUUCACUGUUCUUGUGUUGUUGUGCACUCCGGACUGAAGAAGUUCCAGACUGAAAAUCAUGGCGCUGGAGAUCCAAGAGCAAAAACUGUGUGAGGAAAGAAAGAACAUACUGAUUUUCUAAAUGUUAAACUUUCUUUUCUUUUUGUAUUUAACAACUCAGGAAAGCUCUAGUCCUUGUUAUUAACAUUGAUAUAUCAGAAUGAGCCCUAAACACAUCUCACAUGCAGAGAGGUAUUAAGUAUGAUUGAUAUCAUUAUUGAUUUAUUACCAUUAAUUGUGAAUGAAAACUACUUAUCCAGUCUAGGCAAAUGCUCAAUUUGGAGGAUAUGAUAAUUAAAUACGGCAAGGUCCAGUCAGGUUUGAUGUUACCCGACAUUUGAAAAUAUGAUCCUAAAUAAAUGACAGUAUUUGCUAUUACAUUUGACCACAUUUUAUUACAACGUUAUCUGAACAUGUUCUACGUUUUUGUGCUUCCAGGUCUUAAAAAAAGGCACCUUUCCUAUUAUUUAUUGAAGAAAAAUCCUUCACUGCCAAUUUCAGAUCCUUUGAGUUUUUCCCUGUUUAAUCCCAUAUAUGUAAAUAUACUGAGAGGCUUGAAACAGAUACGAGCUAAAUGUGGGUGAACAUACAGUAUUUGAAGGUUUUUCUGAUUGUUUGGAAUGGGUUGGUGUUUUCUUUGCCUCCAGGUGCAAGGGAAAUGAAAAGCAAACAUGUAUGUUUUUUUUUCUAAUGAUGUGAAGCCUUUUCAAAUCUGUAUCUAUCUGCAUUUUACUGCAAUGAGAUCAGUUUAGGAAGGGGAAGUAUGAGACCAUGACACUGUAACUGUUGAAAACGUCUGAUGUGCACCAUCAGCCACUGGCAAGAUAUUUAACGGAACCAAACCUUCUUGAGGUUUUUUUUUCUACAAUGCACUGCUUGAGCCUGAUAAACAUAGAGCAGGUCUAUUUACCUGCACAAUAGAACGAGCAAAACGCCAUUUAAUAUGUUACCGCAGUUUUUAUGAACCACUGAUGUCUGCUUUCAAUCUUCCAAGCUGCGUUCUGCGUUCGCACUCCUCAUCUUAUGGUUAACAAUAUUACACACGUGCAUGAAUCAACAAGAUUUAUUUGAAAGGGCAGAUUUUAGUAACUGCCACUGAUAUGAGGAAUAUUGGUGUUGUUUUGAAAGCCUCACGGUCGGCAGUCUUAUCAGGUAAACCACUUGAAUCUAACAGCAGUGAUAUAAAGUCGCCACUCUACAGAGUGAAUGUAACAUGAUUUGUCUUACCACUAAACACCUGGGGCUGCAGAAUACUAUUGAACAUUUAACAUUUGUCUGAAAGUAAAUACAACAUGAAAUUCCCAUGA